Molecule: messenger RNA, 702 nt
Organism: Gossypium arboreum
Lineage: Eukaryota; Viridiplantae; Streptophyta; Magnoliopsida; Malvales; Malvaceae
Exons: 3
Coding region: 1-513 (170 amino acids)
Source: RefSeq, a predicted model, not a curated record
AUGGGGAAUUGCCAAGCCAUCGAUGCGGCGGCCUUGGUCAUUCAGCAUCCCUCCGGGAGGCUUGAGAGGUUAUAUUGGCCCAUUCCCGUCAGUGAAGUUAUGAGAAUGAAUCCCGGUCAUUACGUUUCUCUCAUCAUUCCCUUGCCUGUUUCCCAAGAGGAGGAAGCCAACCAUCAUCAAGAUCGAGAUACGGUGCGUUUCACCCGUGUUAAGCUCCUCCGCCCCACCGAUACUCUUUCCCUUGGCCACGCUUAUCGCCUUAUCACUUCUCAAGAGGUCAUGAAGUUCAUGAGAGCCAAGAAAUAUGCAAAAACCAAAAGGGAAUCCAUGAAAAAAUUGCAGCACCAUGGACAAGACAACCUAACUUCAGGAGGAAAGUCUGACGCACACAUCACCAACCAAGAACUAAAGAAUGAAAGACAAAUCUCACGGACAUCAUCUGUGAACGCUGCUUCAAUGAGGUCAAAAUCAUGGCGGCCAUCAUUACAGAGCAUCUCUGAGGCUGUAGGCUAAUAGUUUUGUUUUCAAGUUUCUUUUCUUAAGUGCAGAUUGGUUUUGGGAAUGGCAAUGAACUGCCUCUUUUGUUCAAUGAAACCCGAAAUUAGGGAAAAUGGAAAUUCACCAAUCGAAUGAAGGUGAUAACCAAAGAUUUCAACUUGCAAUCAAAGCUCCCAAAUUGAAAUCUGUUUCAAGAAAAAUAAA